AUGACGCAACAAAUGCCCAAGCUAGCAAGCUACAAGCGCAUAAUCCUUUGCGCCGAUGGGACGUGGCUAGCGUCUGACCAGGGCGACAAGUCUGUGCCUUCAAAUGUUGCGAAGAUCGCCCGAGCAAUUGCGACCAGUGGCCCCGAUGCCGAUGGCAAUAUUGUAAAGCAGAUCGUGUCGUACCAUUCUGGCCUAGGAUCUGGAGACCUUCCGUUCCAGAAAGCCAUAUAUGGCGGCAUCGGCCGGGGUUUGGACGUCGAAGUGUGCCAGAUCUAUGACUUCAUAUCCAAUAACUAUGAGCCCGGGGACGAGUUGUUCUUCUUCGGCUUCUCGCGCGGAGCUUUCACGGUGCGCUCAGUCGCUAGCCUGGUAGGUGAUUUCGGUAUCCUCUCUGCAGUGCAUAUGUCGCACUUUGCAGAGAUGUGGAAGGCCUACCGUGAGAAUACGGACGGGGAGCCCUUUAAGAAGACACCGUGGUAUCAGCAGAACAAGGACAAGCUGCGCUUGACAGAAGAUCUUAGGAUUAAAGUUGUUGGGGUUUGGGACUCCGUUGGUGCUCUGGGAAUCCCUGAAUGGCCGUUGGUAAGAUUAGCCACGAAACUUGGUAUCGCGAUAAACAAGCAUGCUUUCCUAUCAGAUGUGGACUAUGCCUUCCAAGCCCUUGCUAUUGACGAGAAACGACAAACCUUCCUUCCUACCCUCUGGCACAAGACCGCUGACGCCCCGGCUAAGGAUCUACAACAAUGUUGGUUUCCCGGCGUUCAUGGCAACAUCGGUGGCCAAGCAGAAGAUCCACGUAUCGCUGGUGACCAUGAAGAGAUCGGCGACAUCACAUUUGCGUGGAUGGUGGACAAUCUCUCCGGCCUCCUGACCUUUGAAGAGGCGGCGAUCGAAGUACUUAUCAAGCAGCACCAACAGGCGCUAGCCGAGAACAACACCAAAAACAACGUCAUAAACGGCUGGGGCUGCGGGCCCAUCGUUUCUAAUUUCUCUGGGCUGCAAGGCGCGUUCUUCCGUAUCCUUGGUAAGCAAGACCGCACGCCGGGCAACUACCCGCGGGCCCCGGGUGACGGAAUUGAUGGCGCCACGAACGAGUAUUUCCAUCCGAUUGCCCGGAUACGGAAGAGCAAACUCUCUAAUUAUAACCCAAUGUCGCUUUACGGGUAUUCUAUCGAGAAGCCUGGUAGUGAUGCCGGCUGGAUGUGGAACAAAAAGGGCGGACAGGCAGUGCCCGAGUAUGUGAUGCGCCCGGAGAAGAAAAUGACUAUGGUGCACGAGGGAGGUUAUAAAACUACGAGUAGCUUGUCAAGAUUGCUCUGUCCCAAGACCCUUCUGGCAGAUCUUGAUGGGGAUAAUGUACUUCUUAGACACGCCUACAUCACCGAAGCCCUGUUGGUGAACCCGCAGAUAUCUCGCACCUGCGUGGAGAAGGUUGAACAUCACCCCAAACUGCGCAUCACGUCGAGCAGUGUGCUCAUCAAAGAUCUGGUCCCCAGUCUAUUCCACUUACUCGGAGUAAAUAGCGGGGCACGACGAUGCUCCUAUAUACUACAAAGCGGAGAAAGGACUAACGGCGAACCAAUCAUGCUUGCAUAA
This is a messenger RNA of Penicillium arizonense, 1596 nucleotides long. Its product is annotated as T6SS phospholipase effector Tle1-like catalytic domain-containing protein. NCBI's taxonomy places the organism in Eukaryota, Fungi, Ascomycota, Eurotiomycetes, Eurotiales, Aspergillaceae. The record is from RefSeq and is a predicted model, not a curated record. The coding region runs from base 1 to 1596 and encodes 531 amino acids. The transcript is spliced from 6 exons.